Molecule: messenger RNA, 3381 nt
Organism: Cuscuta campestris
Lineage: Eukaryota; Viridiplantae; Streptophyta; Magnoliopsida; Solanales; Convolvulaceae
Source: the annotation of a GenBank genome assembly
ACCCAACUCUCCCUUUCCUGUCUCUCUCUCUCUCUCUCUCUCUUCAAAAGCUUUCGUCAGAGGAACAGCGAUGGAUGGCGCACGGAUAAGCUAGCUCUGAGUUUCAGCAGCAGAGCUGAGACCCAGUUCAGUCAUCGUUAUUCCAAGAAAAAAGCCCGGGCCUUUCUCUCCAAGAAUCGCCGAUUUCAUCCUGUUUUCAUGGAGGUUUUGGAGAGGGAAUUGAGAUUGAGCUAGCUCAAUCCGCCUUGGUGUUGGGUUUGGGCCUUUUCUUUCGUUUCUUGAUUCUGAGCUGAGAUUGAGCUUCUUCCUUUUUUUUGAAGUUGAUGCAUUCGAGAUUUGGGGUUGGAUUGAGGGCCUGGAUGAACCGGGGGUGGGCUGGCAUGAGGUUUGGGGUGAUGAAUCUGGUUUGGGAGUUUAGGGUUUGCCGAGCUGGUGCUGUUCUUGGUUAAAGCUGAGCACUUUGUAUGGCUUAAUUGUGUGGAUAAUCGCAAUUAAGGGUUUAAUUACACUGCGUAUCCUACAUAUAUACUUAUAUAAAUAAUUGAAGGGUGGAGGAGAAAUAAUGAAGCUUUCAACAUCAGGAAUGGGUCAGCAGCCUCAUGAGGGAGAGAAGAAGUGUUUGAAUUCAGAGCUGUGGCAUGCUUGUGCUGGUCCUCUGGUGUGCCUUCCAACAGUCGGGAGCCGAGUUGUUUACUUUCCCCAGGGUCAUAGUGAGCAGGUAGCCGCUACGACUAAUAAAGAAGUGGAUGGCCAAAUUCCCAAUUAUCCAAACUUGCCGGCCCAGUUGAUCUGUCAGCUCCACAAUGUCACAAUGCAUGCAGAUGUUGAAACUGAUGAAGUGUAUGCUCAAAUGACAUUGCAACCCCUGACUGCGGAAGAGCAAAAAGAUACUUAUCUUCCCGUUGAGUUGGGAAUUCCCAGCAAGCAGCCAACUAACUAUUUUUGCAAGACACUCACAGCAAGUGACACUAGUACUCAUGGUGGCUUCUCUGUUCCUCGUCGAGCUGCAGAGAAAGUUUUCCCUCCUCUGGAUUUUUCACAGACGCCACCUUGCCAAGAACUCAUUGCAAGGGAUCUACAUGAUGUCGAAUGGAAGUUCAGACAUAUUUUCCGAGGGCAGCCCAAGCGACAUCUUCUUACUACUGGCUGGAGUGUGUUUGUCAGUGCCAAAAGACUUGUUGCAGGAGAUUCUGUUCUUUUCAUCUGGAAUGAGAAAAAUCAACUGCUGCUGGGAAUUCGCCGUGCAAUCAGACCACAAACUGUAAUGCCAUCAUCGGUCCUGUCAAGUGACAGUAUGCACAUUGGACUUCUAGCUGCUGCUGCUCAUGCUGCAGCUACUAAUAGUUGUUUCACUGUGUUUUUCAAUCCACGUGCAAGCCCGUCUGAGUUUGUCAUACCUCUUUCAAAGUACAUUAAGGCUGUGUAUCACACCCGUGUCUCUGUUGGGAUGCGCUUUAGGAUGCUUUUUGAAACAGAAGAAUCAAGCGUCCGCAGAUACAUGGGAACAAUUACUGGCAUCGGUGACUUGGAUGGUGUUCGUUGGCCAAAUUCUCACUGGAGGUCUGUUAAGGUUGGUUGGGAUGAGUCUACUGCCGGUGAAAGACAACCAAGGGUAUCGUUAUGGGAAAUUGAACCGUUGACUACUUUUCCCAUGUACACGUCCUUAUUUCCCCUCAGGCUAAAAAGACCUUGGUAUCCAGGACUCUCAUCCUUCCAAGACAACAAUAACAGUGAAGUCAUGAAUGGAAUGUCGUGGCUAAGAGGGGAAAUGGGAGAGCAUGGAGGAGGACCACCACCACAAUCACUGAAUCUUCAGUCUUUUGGUAUGGUUCCAUGGAUGCAACAGAGAGUAGAUCCAGCUUUGCUUCGGAGCGACUUUAAUCAGCAGUACCAAGCUAUGCUUGCUGCUGGUUUGCAGACCAUGGGAAAUUCCGCAGAUCCGUUCAAACAGCAACUAAUGCAGUAUCAACCUCCCAUCCAUUAUAUGCAAGCUUCGGGUAGCAAUAACAAUCCAAUGUUUCAGCAGCAGCAGCAGCAGCAGUUAAUCCAGCAGACCCAAAUGCUAUCUGAGAGCCUUCAAAGGCCUCCCCAACAGCAAACCAGCAGUAGUCAGUCCGAGGAACCAGUCAAACAACAUGCUUAUCAUGACGCUUUCACUAUGCAGAAUAUUCCCUCUUUUCCAAAGAAUAACUUUGCAGAUUCAAAUGCAAAAUUUGUGUCGCCGGUUUCUCCUUCAAGCAUGCAGUCUAUGUUGGGUUCCCUUUGUCCAGAAGGGAAUACUAGCAAUAAUCUCUUGAAUUUCAAAAGAAUGGGUCAGUCUAUGGUCAAUGAGCAGCAGCAGCAGCAGCAACCCCAACAGUCAUGGUUGCCGAAAUAUACCAACAACUCGGCUUCUAGUCAACAGCAGGUGACUUGUGGUGUAGAUGCCCAAAACCAACAAUCGUUUUUCGGCUCUAAUAUAGACUCUUCUGGACUUCUCCUUCCUACCACUUUGUCAAGCGUUACUACUUCAGGUGUUCAUGCAGAUAUGUCAUCUGUGCCAACAGGAUAUCCGAACUCCCCAUAUGGUUACAUGCAAGACUCGUCUGAGCUGGUGUCCAGUGUGGGACAAGUUGACCAAUCAACCCCUGCUCCUACAUUUAUCAAGGUCUACAAAUCAGGAUAUGUUGGGAGGUCAUUGGAUAUCACCCGAAUCAGCAACUAUCAUGAGCUGAGGCAGGAAUUGGCUCAGAUGUUUGGAAUAGAAGGGUUACUUGAAGACCCCCAAAGAUCAGGCUGGCAGCUUGUAUUUGUUGACAGGGAGAAUGAUGUUCUUCUCCUUGGAGACGACCCGUGGGAGGCUUUUGUGAAUAAUGUCUGGUACAUCAAAAUCCUUUCGCCCGAGGACGUGCAGAAGCUGGGAAAGCAAGAAGCUGAUUCCCUUAGUGGAAAUUCAAUGGAGAAGAUGCAUGGCAAUGGCGGGGCUGAUGGAAGAGAUCACCUCUCCGGAUUUCCUUCCCUAGGAUCACUCGAGUAUUGAUUUGUAGUUUUUCCACUUUCGUCAUCGAUUUGGACUCGACGUGUUAAAACCACCUUUAUUCCCAUCUAUCUAGACUCUAUUUAUUAGCUUUGUUCAGUGACUCAAUCUGUCUCUUCCCCAUGUGCAUGGUGUAGUGAUUUUGUAGGAGUUCAAUGUUCUUUCUUUUACUGGGUUUCAGUUACCCAGGAUCAGAUUGGAUCUUAGACAAGGUUAUGUGGAACCAUUGCAAUUUCUAGCUAUGUAAUGUUUAUUUUUUUUAUUUUGAGAACGCUAGGUAAGUCUAGUUUUUUUUGGUAGCAAUGCACAUGAGUGUCUAUCAGAUCAGUUGCCUCUUUUAGUACUAUUAAAUUUAUUACGGAGUA